AUGGGUUCCUAGCUUCCAAAUGACAGUUUUCUACUACCACCUUUAUUGGUGUGUAUUUAUAGAGUUUUCUUGUACUGAUUUGUUGGUAGAGAUUGAUUUUAAGGUGGGUAUCUCCAGUUCUUUUACAGAGGAUUUUGGUACUGGUUAAUUUUGAGGGAAGAUUGACCUUUUUCCUGUUGUGUAGAUUUAACAGUGUUAGAGUCAGGUAAGUGGCCUUUUUGUGUUUUUGAGUUGCAUCACUGGACCACAUGUCAACUAUUUUAUAUUUCUAUUUAACUUUUGAUAAGACUUUAUUAGCCAAUUUGCAAUUUUUGAUCGUUCAACCACUUUUGCUCAUUUUACGAAAUUGAAACAUUCAGUUAGAAGAACCUGUUGUCAAUGGAUUCAACAACCUGCAGAUUUGAGGAAGUCUUCAGUCAUCUGAGUGCUAAUAAGUUCUUGUUUAGCUUGAGCCCAUUAAGAAUCUAUGAUUUUUAAUGGCCACACAUAACACUUCAGCACAUCGACCUGUUCACCAAGAUGGAAUGACCAUAACUUUCUGGCUUAGAGUUUUCCUCUUUACAUUAGAUGUCACUGUUGGUCUUGAUCUAUGUGGAAAUCCAUGACGGAGGUUAGAACCUCUUUGAUGUACUUCUACUGUUGUGAAUCCCUGGAAAGCAGGUCUCCGUAACAUCUAAUGAUCGCCAUUGUAUCUCGCAGCCUCUCUUGCUAUAGGUGUCUCAUAUGAAAAGUAUGACCAUUAUUUUCUUUCUAUACUCCAUAUUGUUGCAAACAAAGUGGCUCAUCAAUGUAAUGAAAUUCAUUUCUGACUGGAAGGUAACAACACUGACCCUGCGCUGAUGUCUCACUUGAAAUAUUCACCAAUCCAAGAGCCUUUCAGGAAAAAUUUCAAAAAAAAGAAGAAAAAAAAGGGUUUAGACUCAUGCCUCACUUGAAAAUAUUCAUAAAUUCCUAUGCAUAAUAAAAAAAGAGAUUCCUUUCUAGCUCCUUUUCAUCCUACUCCUUGCCUGAUAAACUGUAGAAAGAAGUUCCUUGCAACAGUCAUCUACUGAUCUGCUGUGCAAUAGAGUGCUACAAUAAGAAAAGUAAAAACAUCUAGAGAGGCUAAAAUAAAUUUAUUCAUACUCCGAACCCUCUCAAGAAGCUCUUUCAAAUAAUUGUAUGAAACCUGGCAAAACCAGUGUGGUCAAUCGGUACAACUUCUUUUGUGAUAUUUCAAAUGCAUGACUGUAAAAGAUUAGAAUUGGAAGGGUCUAUGUCUGAUGAAAUAGAAAUAAAGGACAUAACAACUGAAUCCAUGAUAACAAUGAAUGAAGGUAAUCUGGUUCAACAGGACUUUUGUUUUUUUUUAUUUUCUGUUGUAUAUCUUUAAUCCAGUAGUACGCAGAAUUGCAGACUGUAAAUGCCCAAAGUUGAAAAUGGAGGUCACCUGUAAUUAAUAUUCUGUGGAAGCAGAUCCAGUUAAGAGAGUGUGGGUCCGAAUGAUUGAGGAGAACAAAGAAUUAUCAAUACAGAGCUUAAUGUGUAACUGUUUUGAAGGUUGAAGUUCACAAGAUUCUAAUUUGUAUCCCUCUACAUCAGAAUUUACCCUAUGAUCAACAUGUGUUUUAUGAAUUAGUAUCUAGGACUUAGAGUUCGUCCUGGCAAUGGGCUGGACUGUCCAGCCUGGGUAAACUUGGGCCCAGGUCAGGCAGUUCAUGGCCCGACUGCCCAGCCCGGCCACAUAUAAAGGAAGGCCCCCAGCACAGCCUGGCUGGCCCUGCGAAUGGCUGGGUCCUAUACUAACAUGAGUUUUUCUGUUUGGUUACCUUAGCCACAUUGGGCACGUAUCAACAUACAUACCAUAUUCUUUUAGAUUGUUCUCUUGUCUAUCGGCCAUGAUUACAUAAUUUAGAGGCUUGACCUUCUUUUUUGUCUUUUAGUUGACAGAUGUGAACUUUGAAAAUGUCUGGAAUAUUUAGAAUAUUUAUGGAUUCAGCCAAUUAAGGUAUAAUUGAUUAUUUCUUGCUACUUGUCAUGAAAUGCAAUAUUAGUAAAACAUUGCUGGUUUUGGUUGUCUCUUCAUAAUAUAGGUGCCUCCCUGAAUGCUUUUCUUCAUGGCAUGAGAAAUCCGACGGUCCUUAUCUGUGUAAGACGUUGACAGGCGUACCUGUCUCCAUGUAACAUAGUCUGCGUCAGGGCCUGGGCCAGGUCUCUGGCCUGUCUGUCUGUACCAUGUCAGGGCUGACCUGGUGUGUUGCCAGGCCCACUUAGAGUAUGUGAAUUAUUUGGAGGACCUAGAAGAAUAUCUUGAGGAAACAAACUUAUGAUCAAUUGGAAGUUAACUUUAUCAGGGGAAAAAAAACUUACGAUUAAUCUUUGAGUUUAAAGAAAAACAAUAGAAGGAUCUCAAUAACAUUUCAUAUUUGACCACAUGCCUCAUCGAAAGAAAAAAUGGGACCCGUAUAUGCUUAUCUGAAUUUACUAUGGCUGUUGAAUGUUAGCCAUCUUAGUAACAAUUGGAAAUAUGUCUCAAGAUAUGUGCAGAUAUCAGUGAAUAUACACCAGAAAGAUCAUUUGAUUGCCUGGGGUUUGAGAUCCAGGAGAAUAUAGGUUGAAAAGAUAAGAAAGCAAGGGUUAUGAACCUUCUCCGAAUUUUAUAGUUACCCAGGUAAUAUGUCCCCCUCCAAAGCCUUGGGAACGUAUGCAGAGCUCAGCUGGACUGUCACCUUUUAAGCCUCCUGCUCCUGGCCGCACAGCUGAUGUUGUUGCGGCUUCUGGCACUGCUAAACCUGGAGUUCCAGUUGCUCAAUGGAAUCCUGUUAUGAAUGGAAAUCCUGCUGGAAGGCCUCAACCUAGUAGGGCUUGGGAGCAGAACAGAAACAAUUGUGAAUACGGAGCAAAUAUGAAUUACAAUCCUGGGUAUGGCCCUCCAUCACCCCCAAGCUUUUGGAUUUUCGUCCUUCGAGUGAUAUUGAUUGCUCAGGGGUACUGUAUGCUUAGCUUGCGAGGUUUGUAUUUAGGUUGCUCGGGAUUAGAACAAAACCAAGUAAGUUCAUUCAACCUGGACCCCAGGGAGCACUCCCUGGCCUCAAUGCUCAAGGAAACAACUCUUUUGGAGCAACAAAAUUCAACUCCAACUAUAAAGCACUUGAAAGUGUUUGGGAAAAUAACACGAAACGAAGUUGAUUUCGAAAUUUCAUUUUUAGCAGCUGUGGGUGGUGGGUUAAGAAGUAAGAAUCUUUCAGUGAAGUAUGGAUCCAUCCAAUGCUUGUCAACAAGAUGAGGUUCACUUACCACAAGGUGCUUUUAUGGGACUUGGAUUGGUAUCCUACAGAGAAAAGAGAAGCGAGGCGGUGCUUUUCUGGGCUUUGGAUUGGUAUCCUACAGAGUAAAGAGAUGCGAGGCGGUGCUUUUCUGGGACUUGGUCUUUUGUUGCUUUGAGGAGAGGAGUGGGUGAUGUGUGUUGGUAAAUUCUGUGUCAUGAAACUUGGUACUCAUAGUGACCCAUAGCUUUUCAUAUAGAGUAAUACAUUUUUUUAAAACUCUACUAGAAUAGGGAGAUCAACAUAUAAUUGAAGCUGCAUGUUGCUUGUCAAUAUUCAUUUUGUGAAAAAAUUCAUAUUCUUGAAGUGGCAGUUUGGUGGUCUCAAGCAUUUUGGUCCUGUUUGAUUCCUUGUUGAAGAUAUCAGUUAAGUGUCUUUCCACUCUCCAUCUGGUUUAAGUCCUUGAGUCACAAACCAGCUUUGAUCGCAAACGUCCCAUCUACUCAUUGUGAGGAUGGAUCAAGUGUUUGUGUAGUUUUGAGUAUGGAGCUCCUCUAGCAUGUGUGAUUCAGUCAACUUUUCAUCAGACAAUGUCCUUUGUUUUCUUGCACCCUCUAGGUUGUCCGCUCCGCCUACAAGCCCCUCCCCAUAUCGAUUGCUCCCUUAGAGGAUAACGAAGAAUACAAGAAACAUGUUUGAUGAUUUUGCCUCUCAUAGCUACAUUUGAAAGGCCGUUACCAUUUUUCUGUACAUAACUGAUUCAUUUCAAAUUCCCAUGGGGAGUAAUGGAAAACACAAGAAAAACAGUUUGAUCGGCAACCAAAGUUGAGCAUACUACGAUCUUCAUGUUUAAAUAGCCCCAUAUAUCAAGGGAGGAAGGGUAGUAGCCAAUAGUGAGAAGGGGCACCGUCCCAUCUGGAUGGGCAGAAUGGAUGAGAAAAAGGUGCCAUGGAGAGGUGCUUUGUCACCCAAGAGAAACAAAAAGAGCUGCCCGCCCCGCCCUCGGAAUGGUACUACAAGGCAAGUCGUCAAAGCGCCUCUUGAUAUAUGGUAUUUGUAAGUUAUGGCCGUACCAAUUUUAAAUAUUUUAAAUAUGACAAUUAUGGACUGGUCCCAAUUUAUGAAAAAUUUAUGUUGAG
Molecule: messenger RNA, 4384 nt
Organism: Amborella trichopoda
Lineage: Eukaryota; Viridiplantae; Streptophyta; Magnoliopsida; Amborellales; Amborellaceae
Source: RefSeq, a predicted model, not a curated record